GUGAUGUGUGUGAUGUUGAUUGUGUUAAAAGGGAGUGUAGCAGAAAUAGCUGUCAAUUAUGUUUUUUGCUGCAAGUUCGAGGCAUGUUUAAAGUGAAAAUGGGCUAUGGUUGUCGUGAUGGAGUAAAAAUGAAAUACGAUCUAACAUGAAAUUCCAUAAGCAACAGAAGAGCUAUAAUGGCAUUUAAAUAGUACCAAGCUGAUUAUUUCUUGUCAUGUGCCCCUGGAGAACCGUAGCUUAGUUCAAAACUAAUGGUCAAGGACCAUAACCACAUCUAUCAACCUGUCCUCACAGAGUCACCAACUGGACCAUCUUGUCAGUCCACUGACGAGGUUAAAAAAAUGCCUCAUGUUACAAGGAAAUGGGAAUCAUUUCCAGGGAAAAAUCGGUUCUGCUGCGAUGGACGAAUAAUGAUGGCACCACAGACUGGCGUCUUUUACAUUACUCUCAUCCUUAUAGUGGGAACUAGCGCACUGUUUUUUGCAUUCGACUGCCCGUACCUAGCAACGAAUUUGACGCCAGUAAUACCCAUCAUCGGAGGAAUCCUAUUUAUUUUUGUCAUGUCAGCUUUACUCCGCACAAGCUUCAGUGAUCCUGGUGUAAUACCAAGGGCCACACCCGACGAAGCAGCCUACACAGAAAAGCAAAUAGUUCCCAACAGUGCAAACUCUCCCACAUAUCGACCACCUCCAAGGACAAAGGAAGUUCUCGUACGAGGACAGACAGUGAAGUUGAAAUAUUGUUUCACGUGCAAAAUAUUUCGGCCACCAAGAGCUUCGCAUUGCAGCUUGUGUGAUAAUUGUGUUGAUCGUUUUGACCACCACUGCCCUUGGGUUGGAAACUGUGUCGGCAAAAGAAACUAUCGUUACUUCUAUAUGUUCAUCGUAUCACUGGCUUUUCUCUGCGUUUUUAUAUUUGCUUGUGCUAUUACACAUUUAAUAUUACUUACAAAGGAUGACCGUCCAUUCCUUGAUGCUGUUAAGGACUCUCCAGCCAGUGUUAUUGUAAGCCUCGUCUGCUUCUUCAGUGUGUGGAGCGUUAUUGGCUUAGCGGGCUUUCACACUUAUCUUGCCACAUCAAACCAGACUACAAAUGAAGACAUCAAAGGCUCUUUCACAAGCAAACGAGGACAGGAAAACUUCAACCCCUACAGCCAAGGAAACGUGUGUUCAAACUGCCUAUACGUUCUCUGUGGCCCUGUGCCACCUAGCUUAAUUGAUCGACGAGGAAUUGUGACUCCAGAGUAUGCAGCAGAACAGAUGAAGGUCAUUGAAGACAGAGAUACUGUUGUAAACAGCAACAAAACUUAUGGCAGUGUGAAAGCCAUUCAGACAUCAAAUGGUGCUAGCCAGACAGGAAGUGUCGCAAAUGACGCAUUGGGUUCUACACAAAAUCUAGUGACUUCACCUUCUGGAGCCAGUGCCAUCAGAGGGAAUGGUGGUACAACCACGACUCUGGCAACGUCAUUGCACGGUAGUAAUACGAGUAGCACAAAUGGCAGUCCCACUGGGGUCACCGCAGCAGCCAUUAGUUCAAAUGUGUCUCCAGCUCAAGAUGCGGUUGCUCCCAUUCACCCCACACUCAUUACCCAAGUACCAUGCGAAGAAGCUGCAGGUACUGUUACGGACUUCACACUCUGUGAUGCUUCUGUUGCAAUGCCCUUAAGUGCAUCAAGAUUACGGUUGCUGCAAGACACCACCAUGAUAGAAUCUGCCUUGGAUUUGGACUCUCUGGAGGAAGCUUCUGUGGGGGCUGGCAGCCAGGCCGGCUUGCUCCAUGUCGGCAGUGUUGUUUGACAGGAGCCUCUGUCUGCUAAAAGAUGUACAUUUUGCAUUUUCUAGGCUAGUAACAGUGCUUGUGUGUGUGUGUGUGUGUGUGUGUGUGUGUGUGUGUGUGUGUGUAGCAAAUUUUCCUGACACUGAGAUACAAAACUGUCUUCAAUCUGCAGUACUGCAACCUACAGAACAUCACUUUUGUGUAAUUGUGGCAAACAAGGCUACACUCGAAGACAAAUAUUUUUUUGUGUGUAUGUUUUAGAAAUAAUUUGUACAUUUUAAAACAAAAUGGGUGAAGUACUUCAGUUAUUAUUAGUAGCUCAUAGCAUAAUUUUUGUAUCGUGCCAAACGUUAUUGGUCAUUAUCACAUUUUUAAGGAAUUUAAGCUCUGUUUUGUGAUCUUUGCAAGUCUGAAAUCAUUCUCUUUGCAUGAACAGUUUUAAUGUGUUGUGUGUUGAGUGCUAAAGAGGUGCUUUUCUCCCAAUGUGUGUGCCUCAAUUUCGCGAUAAUAAAAUCAGUACUAAUUUUUUGGUUACGCAUUUGAAAGUGUUAAUUAGAAAACUUUAGCAAGAUUGCUAUGUUCAGUCAGUGUGGACCAAAAUUUUCUCAGUUACUGUGAAUGCAGGAUAUUUAAGAUCCUUAUUCACAGCGGAGCAAACAUUCCAAAAUUUAAAUGGCUGCAUUACAAUGCAAUUUAUUCGUAAUAAAAUAUAUUGAAUGGUGUGGCAGUUGCACGAUUCAAAAGAAAUUUCUUGCUUUUGUAUAAACAAGCUGGAAAGUCAGCAUUGCUAUAAAAGUUGCAUUUUCUGAUUCACUGUAAACAGAUUUAUGCCUUUAACAAUUUUGAGUUCUUAAUUGAAUACGAGAAGCUAAUGCACAUUUAGAAAUAGUAACCUUAAAAUUUUAUAUUUUUCGUCAAACCAGUACUGUAUCUCUGUCCAGUUAGUUGUUUGAACUUCAUUUACUUCUUUUAAUUUGUCAACUGUUGUCUCAAAACUACUAUCUCUUAGUCCCAUCACAUUCUUCUGCCACAACCACACCUCUCUGUGUAAUAACUGCUUGUGUCUUUAAUUUUCAUUUUAAAAGUGUGUUGUGUUUUUAUCAAUCAAAACAUAAGAUGACCACUUAAUUUUCACCACUUUGUAAUCAAGAGAAUGCUAUGACUUUUAGAAUCACUUUUAAUAACUUAAACACAGUUUCCUAUUAUCGUCUCUGUUUAUGAAGUCAAUUAUCGAAACAUAUUUUAGCAGCAUGUACCAUCCUUAAGUUCCUUAUAUUGAUGCCUUACAUUUCUGCAUUAAUAUACAAUUACUGUAAGGCAGUAAUAGUAUACUUUAGAUUGGCAACAUGUUAUUGGAACAUGCUAUUCUAACUUAAUUAGUAAGUCAUGAAUGAGAAAGCAGUAUAUGUUUAAUUUAGUGUGCCAACUAUGAUGUCUCCAAUAUGUAGUGUAUUCAAACAUUUGUAGCUUCAUUUCUCAUUAUUUUGGAUCUACUUAAUUUUAUUUUACUAAUUAUCUAAUUUUGUAAACCACAGGUAUUAUGCUUUCUGGGUCAAGUAUUGCUUCAUUUCAUAUUCAGGUAGUUGUUUGAUAAUGUCUCUUUAAAUUUAAGUGAUGGCAGUGAAAAAAUUCAUUUUGUGAUGAUAGUCAAGAUAUAUGCUGUUUUGUCACUAAGUGUAUUUGGUUAUGACUUGCACUUUUGAAUUCAUCAGAUGCUUUCAAAUGCUAAUAGAACAGGUUAAUACAUACUAACUAGAUGUUACAUAUCUUUUCAUACUGUAUAUGCUGUAUGUAGGGAGGGGAGACUAUUUGAACAGUUAGGUAAUACAUAGAGACAGAAGGGAUGAGGGAUGGGGAUAUGUAUAUGUACAUGAAUUUAUAGACAGGCAAGAGGUAAUAAGAAAGAAGGCCACAGCCGUAACACAAAAACUCUAUAUGGACAAGAUAAAUUGUGGUUGUCCUACACAGUUUUACAAAUUAUUUUGUUACUUUUGUGUAGAGUUUAUUGUUACUAUUAUUGAAGUAGUAACAAUUAAAAUCUUUGUGGUAUAGUAUGUGUUAUCUGACAUUCUAAACUUUUUUUGUGUCAGUCCAGUAUGCUAUACAAGCUUGUAGACAAUUCAGUGUUAGUAUUUCUUUUUCGACACUUCAGUUGUCCCAUACAUGCCACAGUGCUACAACUGAUUCUUUUAUUGUGGUUCACCUUUUUUUAGUUGUAUGCUGGUGCUGCAUUUCUUUUCUUCAUUAUUUCAGAAUUGUUCACUGAAAAAACUAUCACACAGGUGAAGAGCAAUUUUAUGUGAUUAGAAUUUUUCAAAGUCAUCUUGCAGACUGACACCACUUUAAUUAUAAAAGCCUCAUCUCAGAGAGGGUUGAUCAUAUAAGAAUGUUACAAAGAAUGGUGAGAGCCAUUGUAACAUAAGUUUGCCGACCUGUUAACAGAUAAGUCUGCAUUUAAAUUAAAACUGAAAACAUUGCCUUAAGUAUCAGCAUAUAACAAUAUUUAGUUUAUUUUGUCACCAAAACAAUACCCAAGUGAAGGCUGAUAAGUUUUCCACCAGUAUUCAUUCAUGGAAAAGUGAUACACAUACAAGCAAAUAUGACAGUGUGGUAAAAUUAAAGCUCAUCAUGUUGCUAACCUUUGGCUCGCACAAUAGCUUGUAUGUUCACCUCUUUACUGAUGCAGGGGUCCUUUUCUUGCCACUCCAGGUGUGAGGUUACCAGAUCAAUCACUCCACAAGCAAGGAACAGGAUAUUUGUGGAUUGAUUUGAUUGUUUGUUUUCCCCUUUCUUUCUUGCUUUUUUUUUUUUUAGAAAAAAAGAAAAAGGUUUAUUAACAGCAAAUAUUAAGUUUUGUUAUCUCCUUUAUUUAUAUAACAGGUUCUAAAUUUGCAUCUUUGAGUGCCCCCCAAUCCCUAACAUUUGGCUUCCUGCUACAAAUGCUUCAAACAAGGUGUGAAGCCUAAUUCAGAUGGACAUAUCCCUUAUCAACAAAAAAUUGCAUGGGGCUGCACAAAUAUUACAAUGUUUUAAAUAUAAAAUUUAGAGUCAAAUGUAAUAAAAUGUUGCAGCAGCUUCUGUUUAAGAAGAGUGUAAGUCUCAACAGACUAAAAACAAAAGAAAAUAAAAAAAUAACUUCCUACAAAGUAUUUAACUAUAAUCAAGAAUGAUAUGUAUGCAGACUAGGCUAUCACAUUUAUAUUAUUUCUUCGAAGAGAUUUGUUUACAGAUUUUGGAAGAAGUAAUAUGCAUUUUGCUUCUUCUCAUUCAUUUAUAAUUUUUUAACCUUAAACAUCACAGGCACUCCAACAGUGUGUUAAAUCUUGUGUGUUAUUCCAUGAGUCAGUAUCAGUAAUACCUGCAACUAAAUUAGUGUCUUCCAUGGGGGUCAUGUUUCUUAGCACACAGACUCUUGCUUGUGACACAUUUCCUACAGGACCCAGUGUGUUUGAAACUUUGUAUACCUUUUCUGCUUAAUUGGAUUUUAUAUAAAAAAGAUUUUUUUCUGUUUAUUUCUCAGUGAAAGGAAAGCAGUUCAUCUUUUGAAUAAAAUACGAACUUAAAAAUACUAAUUAGACAGGUCAUUUAGCCCACUGAACUUUCAAACAGUCUUGUAAUCCCCCAACAAAAAAAAAUCAUACAAAUUUUUAGAUUUAUAUAGAGUAAUUUGAUGAAUGUAUGCGUAUUCCAACUUGCUACCUGGUUAUUUAUGAGAGAAGCUGAUGAAUUCAAAAUUUUAGUGAUCAGUGUAUAUUUUGUUACUGACGUAUUGAUAUCUUUAGUUUGUGUAGAUAGCUUCUUCUCACAUAACUAAUUACUUGUCUUUACUUUCUCAUCUUGUGUACCUUUUGUGAUGAAAAAGUCAGACUGAAGAAACAGGUUACUAUUCACCAAGUUCCAAUAUCCAUCUUGUAUAGCAUAGGUACAGUUUCUUUAAGUUUUUCAUUCAGUCUUUUUCUCUAAGAUUGCUAACAUAUCAGUGUUGAAACAUUCUAUUAUCAGUACCCUGUACUUUAAUUGUAUGAGCAGUGCUGACCGAUAGCUUUUUGACAAUGAUAAAAGUACAAAUAGAACUUCAAAAUUACGAUGAUGGAAAGGUACCUUAUUUGAAAGUUGGUAUAUUUAGUGUAUCUAUGUCAUGUGUUGCAUCAUUCAGUAUUGCCACUGACUUCAGUACUUUCUUACUUGAGUUACAAUACAGCGUGUUUUGCAUGUAUAUGUAUUAUGAAGGUUGUGAGAAAUGUGCUGAUAAAAGAUACCCCCAAGCAUUUCACAAUUCACUCAAAUUUUUGUAACAGCACUAUUAUAGCCUCAGUAUAAUAUGUAUAUAAUUACAUAUAUGUAAUUCUUAUUGUUUGAAAGCAAAGAUUUUCAGAUCCUUUCUCACUGCUGAAACUCCAUAGAAAUCAGAAUAUUUUUCUAAAGACUGUGUACAUUUUUUGAAAUCUUUUUAUUUUAAAUAGUUUGUUGAGUGAACUAUUUACUCAAUUGCCUUUUGUAAAUAGAAAAUGUCAAAAAUAAGUUCAUUCCUUGUGAACUAAUCUACAAAUUGUUUAUAACAAAAUUCCUUAUGUCCAAAUGUUCAAACUGUACAACAUGUAACAUUUAAUGAAGAUCGUGUUUGUAUAAGUACCAUUAAUUUAUUUUUGUAAAUUUGCUGUGGAAACCUGGUUGGUUGUUUGGCUGAUCAGUUAGUGUUACCUGAUGAUUGAUUGUGUGUGAGUACAGAUGUAAGACAGUGCCUUUAAGCCAUGGAGGUCACAAUCAUUAGAUGGUUAAAGAUCUCAUGCUUUUGUUGAAGUUUUGCCUUUGGUCUUUUUCUAAAACACUCGCAUCGUGACUAAUAUGAAAUAUUAACUGUCUUGUGUAAAUCUGGACAGUGUAAUGUAAAUGUUAAAAUGCCAAAAAUCUUCAUUAAUUUAUUUCUACUUGUAUAAUUACCAGAUAGAUGAUAGAAGAUAAUGUGUGUGAUCAUAUUUGGUUAUUCUCAUGUUAGGCAAGCUAAAAGGUAGCAUAACAUCCAAACUGCUUUCUUGGAUGGCAGUAGCUUUCAUUUUAUACUUGUUCCUGUUUUGUGUGCCACACUGAUCAUAAACAUAUCUGUAUUUAAUUGUGUUAUGGAUGGCACAGGUGAAAAAAGAAUUUAUAAAUACUUGAAUAUAAACUUUGGUGGUAUGUUUUAAUGUGAAUAUCAUAGUCAUGGCAAUAAUUUCCCAAUUGUAUUUAAGCGUGUUAGCUUUUGUAGCUAAAUUCAGUGAUCUGACUUCCGCAUUGUACACAAUUUAUAUUGAGACAGACACUACUUUUGGUCUAUAAAAUGUUAGUUAUCCUAUGUUGCAGCCACAGCUUUCUUCCCUGUUGCAGUUUCACUGACAAGUGGACAUAACUUCAAAUAUAUGAAAAAUAUUGUGAUCUCUGAAACUGCUCAUGAGAAUUGCAGAGAUUCAGUGUUCAUUAAUAGCAAUUUAAGUUUACCCACGUAAUUAUUGAAAGAAAAACAUUUAGAUUUUGGAGUGAAGCAACAUCAUUUACAAUUAGUGUUCAGUUUCAUUAAAAAAUUAUAUCUUAAUUUCAAAUGCUGAAGUUUGCCAUAAAAGCUUUAGACACCAGACAGGAAUGGUUGUUGUUAUUUUUGUUGUCAGCUCCUGUUGACCACUCGGCUCUCUGUCAAACUGUACAUCUUAAUCUGUAGUGCAAUUAUUUUAUGAUUUUUAAGAAGACCAUGGAUAUUUUUUAUUAUUUAUGUAGCAUUUUUAUUUAGCUUUAUGGAGACAGCAGAAUCAAUCACAUUCCCAGGAAGUUUAACACAUGGUGGGAAUAAAUAGUUUGCACUAAGUCUCCAGGACCAUCACUCAUACUGUAAAGGAACAUUUUAGUUCUCAAGAUAAUUUAUUUUAAUUGUUAAUGCCAAAGCAGAUUUUGGCAUCCUCUAAUGUGAUACUCAUUAGAUUUAUUUUGUCUAAUAACAACCUAUUUUCUGUGGGUAGUAAAAUGAAAACCAUUGCAGUGUGACAAGCUAUGGAUUUCUUCAUAAUGUCUGUUAGUUGCAAUUUAUGUUGUACACUGUCCAGUUUAUAUGUAAUAUUUCAGCAAAUUUGUAUACAUUUGUGUAUGUACAUAUGUAUAUAUAUAUAUAUACAUAUAUUAUGAAGUGAUGUAUGUAAAUGUAAAUAGACUAUAUUAUAAAGCAGAUUGAAGUUUGUGUGUGAACCUAUUGGCAUUUUCCUUCUUCUCCCAUUGCAUAUAAAAUUAUUGAAUGCAGUAUUUAAUGGUAUAUUUCUACCAAUAGCAGCCAUCAUUCAAAUGUUAAGAGAGUAUCAUUGCUGCAGACAUAAAUAAUUGUUGUUAGUUUCUGGCAGUUCCAUCACAUUGUUACUAAUAAAUUCAUUUCGCUUUGA
This is a messenger RNA of Schistocerca gregaria, 8174 nucleotides long. Its product is annotated as palmitoyltransferase app-like. The record is from RefSeq and is a predicted model, not a curated record. Gene Ontology annotation, cellular component: Golgi apparatus; endoplasmic reticulum. Gene Ontology annotation, molecular function: protein-cysteine S-palmitoyltransferase activity. The transcript is spliced from 9 exons. Gene Ontology annotation, biological process: protein targeting to membrane; peptidyl-L-cysteine S-palmitoylation. NCBI's taxonomy places the organism in Eukaryota, Metazoa, Arthropoda, Insecta, Orthoptera, Acrididae. Bases 252 to 1796 code for a protein of 514 amino acids.